AUGGGGAUUGUGCAGGUGGUGCUGCUGGUUAUUGUAGUUGGGUCAAUAGCUUUGGCGGUCUUGGAGUCGUUUUCCAAGGACGGAUAUUGGAAGGACUGCGAAGUGGGAGAGGAGAAGUAUUUUCGGACGAAUCCGAUCGCGAAAGGAGAAGCGGUGCAUGUCCAUGUUGUGCGCGACUUGGAAAUAAGGCAAGAGUCGAAUUCGGCGGCGAGCUUCAUUUCUAUAACAACGGAUUCAUCGACAAUUUCGGCGACCGCAGCAGCAGCGACCCCACAAAGGGUCUUUCAGGUGGAUGCUCCGGUGCUGGGAGCGGGAGGGUUUGUGUUUGAUGGGGAUAAUGUAACGACGUCGACCGUUGGGGCGAGUGCGGAUGGGACGACGGGGCAGGCGUGUAGUGUUACGUUGAUGGAGUUUUCUUUCGCGGAGAGUUUUGGGAAGCCUUUUGUUGGAAAUUAUACCCCGCCUGCUUGUAUGGGAAAUAGUAAUACGGUUAUGAUGAACUUCUCGGUUACGAGUAAAGGGACGCAGUUUGAUCGAUUGGCUAUUAUGUAUUUUGGUGACACUGAAGCUUUUCGAACCUCAACUGCGGAGCCGAAGAGGAAUGGUAUUACUUGGGAAUAUGUCAAGGACAUGUCACACAUGAUGUAUUUCUGGAAGACACCACAGAAAGUCAUUUUUGAUCUGCCGAAUCAAACGACUGCCAACCUCACAGGAGCAUACAAUACCACAUUAACAGCAACCUUCUUUACAGCGAAACAAGCUGUGUCUCCUGCCACUAUGAUCCUCCCAAUAUCAGCCCGCCUCGGCAUCAAUGCCUCUCAACCCAGCGAUUUCUCUCUUCCUGCAAGCAAUGCGACGAAUACCAUUUCCGAUUUUCCUAGGAAUGCCAAUCGUGCUAUAGUCACAUUGUCCACGACUGGCCAAGGGAAUGAAGAAUUUUGGUGGUCCAAUGCUCUCCAAUCCGAUGUCUUGACUUACAACGCUUCUGGCGGAACCUUGUUCGGCUUUUCUCCAUUCAGAGAGGUUCAGUUGCACAUCGAUGGUCAAAUGGCUGGUGUUCAGUGGCCCUUCCCGAUCAUCUUUACCGGAGGUGUCGUCCCAGCCUUUUGGUCCCCAAUGGUUGGUAUCGAUGCUUUUGAUCUCAAAGAGGCCGAGGUGGAAAUCUCCCCUUGGCUACCAAUGUUGUGUGAUGGAAAUCCUCACACCUUUUCGAUCAAUGUUGUGGGUUUGGAUGACAACGGGAGCACUUCAGCUACAAUGUCAAAGUCCGUAGGCAGUUCAUGGUUAGUUACAGGGAAGAUAUUCAUCUGGCAGGACGAUGCGAACUCUAUUACUACGGGCUCCAUGCCCACAGUAUCGGCUUCCGAUCCCACAGUUGCUGUCUCCCAAUCCCUUGCCAAAAACUCAACAGGAGCGAACGACACAUUACAAUACACUGUUUCCGUAUCUCGAAAAUUCUCAGUGUCUUCAACACUCACAACCCAGAACAGCUCCGUGACCAGUUCUUGGUCACAGACACUCUCACACACAGAUAACGGAACUUUCCUCGCAGGCGGCAACAUCCAAACGAACUUCAUCACGACAACAGGCCGAGACGUAGCAACAUUAGGAGCAGCAACUCCCUAUACAUGCGAAUACUCCUUCCCCAUGUUCGCAAACAGCACGGCCGUACAACUCCCCAACGGAACAACCACAUUCAACGCCACGAUCCAACGUACCAAGAUCAUGGAUACGAACGGGCGAGGCGUGGCCCCAAGCGGUCUCCAACCAUUUGCCGUGAUCCCCCAAUCUGCGGAUCUGGUGCUCACUCUAGCUGGGACAACGAGAGUGGAUUCUCAGAAUGGAACGGCGUUUUUGUUCUUGGAUAACAAUAAUGGGAACAAUUCGUUCAGUUUCGGGAAUACAGUGCAGAGUUUGAGGUUUGGGGGAAAGAGCGCAGCCGGAGCGCUGGGCAUGGAGCCGGAUGUUGAGUUGUAUUUUAGGAGUGUGGAGGUUAGUAAUGGGAGUACGGUGAGUGAUACGGAGAGGUUGGUGGGGAAGAGUACAGUGGGGAAUAAGGUUGUGAGUAAUGGAGUGGUGAGGAGAGUGGAUGCUGGGGUGGGGAGAAAUGCUCAGGGAGUGUUGAUGCCUGGGUUUGGUGGUGAUGAUGGAUGA
Messenger RNA from Mollisia scopiformis, 2154 nucleotides. RefSeq lists its product as uncharacterized. Lineage: Eukaryota; Fungi; Ascomycota; Leotiomycetes; Helotiales; Mollisiaceae. The record is from RefSeq and is a predicted model, not a curated record. The transcript has 5 exons. Bases 1 to 2154 code for a protein of 717 amino acids.